This is a messenger RNA of Mobula hypostoma (lesser devil ray), 1759 nucleotides long. Its product is annotated as cytokine-inducible SH2-containing protein-like. The coding region runs from base 570 to 1316 and encodes 248 amino acids. Gene Ontology annotation, molecular function: 1-phosphatidylinositol-3-kinase regulator activity. Gene Ontology annotation, biological process: phosphatidylinositol phosphate biosynthetic process; intracellular signal transduction. Gene Ontology annotation, cellular component: phosphatidylinositol 3-kinase complex. NCBI's taxonomy places the organism in Eukaryota, Metazoa, Chordata, Chondrichthyes, Myliobatiformes, Myliobatidae. The record is from RefSeq and is a predicted model, not a curated record. The transcript has 3 exons.
GACUCUGGUCACUGGUAAGGUACGCUCUGCCAUGAAUUAAACGCGCCUUCACACGCGAGCUGAAGAAAGUCGAGUCCACGGAUGGGAAAUACGGCGGAGCGGGUCGCCGGCUUUUUAUUGGUCGCCUGACAGAACUUUACUUCGGUUUCGCUCUUCAGAGUUGCUCUCUCACUCGUGAAAUUCUAGGAACCCUCGUCAUUCUUGGAAUCACAUUAAUAGGGCAUCUAAACCCGGCACUCAUUACCGACCUCCUUUGCCUGCCGGUCUCAGUGUUCAUUCUGGCUUUGAACUUGGUGGAGACGGAACGCCGCAGACUCUCUGAAUUUCAGAAGUGAAUUAAAUAAACACGACUGGUGUUUAAACAUUAUUUAUUUUGUUUAUUAUUAUCUAUUGCGAAAAAAAAUAGUUGCAGUUUCUUCCUCCUCCCGUGUUUUCAUAACCGCCACCCUACGUUGGAAGGCGAAACCUUACCCGCGUGAAGAGAUCCGAGUGUGGGGACGCUCGGUGAACGAACUCCGUCAACUUCCAACUGUUCAGCGUGUUCAGAGUGUUCAGCCUGGCCAAGUGACAUGUUACUUUGCCUGCGAGGACCUUUGCCGGCACAGCAAGGAGCAAGAGCCAUCAGUCUAGCCCAGUCCAGGUCGGACAUAUUCAUUUUCUUGGAGCAACAGGAGAACCGGAUCCCGCGGAACGUGUCCCGGAUGACCUUCCAGGAAGAAAGUGCUGCGGUGGUGCCGGGGAGGGCGUUGAGCGUGGAACCCGCCCCGAGCAGGGACCCCGAGGACGAUAUGCAGUGUCUGACCACUACCCUCCGCCAACUGGAUCUGUCAGGAUGGUACUGGGGCUCGCUCACUGCCAACGAGGCCAAGCAGCAACUCAACAAGAUGCCGGAGGGGACCUUCCUCAUCCGGGACAGCUCGCACCCCAGCUACCUGCUCACCCUGUCGGUGAAGACCAGCCGUGGCCCCACCAACGUCCGCAUUGAAUACAGCAACGGCAAGUUCUGUCUGGACUCCUACUACCUCGCCAAGCCCAGGAUCUUGGCCUUCCGGGAGGUCCUCAGUCUCAUCCAGCAUUACGUCACCUCUUGCACCGUGGACCGGUGCGACAAGGCAGCGGACUCCACGGCCCUGCCGCCCAAGGACACCGCCAUCCACUUGAAGCUCAUCAAACCCCUUCACCGGAAGGACUCCUUCCCCUCGCUCCAGCACCUGUGCCGAUUGACUAUUAAUAAGGCCACCCGCGGACAAGUGGACAAACUCCCAUUACCAAAACCCAUACAGAGGUUCUUGGAAGAGUACCCAUUCCUCUUCUGAGAUUUUUCUGGAAGGAGGGGUGCUGGGGGGAGGUUGGAGUGGGAAGGGGGUGAGAAUGUACAACCAGGUGCUUCUUUUUGGUCUUGGCUAAGAGGUGGCCACUUCAUGGGUGCUUCAGUAACGUUGACAUGGAGUAGAUAUACGCCACAUAUUUUAUUGAGUUCUCCACGGACUUGACACUUUGGCGGACUCGACCUGGCAGGUUUGUUCCACAACUAAAAUGUGAAGCAACACAUCAUAUUUCGAAUAUGUGGAUUGAGUGACUUACUUAAUAUGGAACAGAAUACAUAUCUACAGAAAAUUACACACAAAUUCUACGGCCUUUAUAUUAAAAUAAAUGCACUUUGAACAUUUUUAAGGUUACUGUAUUUAAGAAAAUAAUGACCAAAAGCAAAUGCAAUAUUUUCUAAUAAAGUAUUAUUAAAUCACUUUGAAUUUGAAUU